AUGAACUAUCAAUUUAUACAAUUUGGCAAAUUAGUUCGAUUCUGUAAGCUUGCUAUUCGAAAUGAUCCCUUGUUAAUCUUCAAAGCUGAUGACUUCACAACAAUCAAACAAGACUUGCUCCUUGAUGUUCUGAAGAAAACCAAGGAUUCUGAAAGGCCUAUUAAAGUUUGGGACAGAUUAAUGGAAUGGAGCAUUGCACAAUCUGACGAUAGAUUACCGACCGAUAUUAAAAAGUGGACAAAUAAUGAAAUAUUGAUAUUUAAGGAGUUAGUUCAACCAUUUUUAUCGUAUAUUAAUUUUAAAAAAAUUAGUCCAACAGAUUUUUUUCGCAAAAUCAGACCACUUAAGAAUAUUUUUGACGUGGAUUUUUAUAUUCAAAUAAUUGAAUAUUAUUCUUUUAAUGCAAGCCAAAAAGGACCUGGAAAGUGA
Molecule: messenger RNA, 429 nt
Organism: Funneliformis caledonium
Lineage: Eukaryota; Fungi; Glomeromycota; Glomeromycetes; Glomerales; Glomeraceae
Source: the annotation of a GenBank genome assembly